CACGUUUCGCUGACAUCACGGCGGGUGCCGGAGCAGCCGGGGGCCAGCAGCCCCGCCGCCACGGCCGCUGCGCACCCGCGCCUGCCCGCCCGCGCCCCCGAAACCGCCGCUCCCCGGCACCGGCACCUCCGGCCAGGAUGGCUCCUCAGAUCUAGCCAGGGAGGCCAGAGCAGUGCCGGAGAUCCCUGUCCAAGUGAUGGUGGGACCAGGAUAGAGGAGCUGCUGUGAGGAUGUCUGAAGCCAAGACACUGAGCUCCUCUUGCCUCGUGCUUUCCUUGCUCUCCUUGCACUGGGCUUCGCUCCAGCUGGGCCAGGCUUUUCCCAGCACCUCCGACUACCUCCAGCGGGGCUGGCAGCGGCUGCUGGAGGAAGGAGAGGGCUGCGUCGAGUGCCGGCCGGAGGAGUGCCCGGCACCGCGUGGGUGCCUGGCUGGCACAGUGCGGGAUGCCUGUGACUGCUGCUGGGAGUGUGCCAACCUGGAGGGACAGAUCUGCGACCUGGAUAACACCAACCACUUCUAUGGCAAGUGCGGGGAGCACCUGGAGUGCCGGCUGGAUGCCGGGGACCUGCGGCAUGGAGAGGUGCCCGAGCCCCAGUGCGCCUGCCUCUCCCACCUGGCCCUCUGUGGCUCCGAUGGCAAAACCUAUGCCCAGAUCUGCAGGUUCCUGGAGGUCGCCCGUGCCCACCCCGACGCCAACCUCACCGUGGCCCACGAGGGUCCCUGCGAGUCAGAGCCCCAGAUCACCUCUCCUCCCUAUGACACGUGGAACAUCACUGGGCAGGAUGUCAUCUUUGGCUGCGAGGUCUUUGCCUACCCCAUGGCGUCCAUCGAGUGGAGGAAGGAUGGCACGGAGAUGCUGCUGCCUGGAGAUGACCCCCACAUCUCUGUUCAGUUCAGAGGUGGCCCCCAGAAAUAUGAAGUGACGGGCUGGCUCCAGAUCCAGGGUGUGCGGGUGACGGAUGAAGGCACCUACCGCUGCUUUGCCAGGAACAGGGUUGGGGAGGUGGUGGCGUUAGCCAGCCUGACUGUCUUCACGCCCGAUCAGCUCAACGUGACGGGCUUUUCCCCGCCGAAGCCCCGCACGACGCCCGAGGACUACGGGGAGAGUGAGGAGGACUAUUACUAGCCUGGAGACGGGAUGUCCAGCUGCAGAGAUCACCUUGCCCACGGUGGCCGUUCCCGGGGGUUGGGAACAUCACCGGAGCAAGCACCCCCCAGCCCAAAACUCCUUCUCUGAACAGUCUUGGCACGCCAGCCUCUUUUUUGGGGUGGGGGACAGGGUGACACAUCCCUUUGCUGGGGGGUGCUCGGGGAGGGGACGCUGGCUGGUUGGUGGCACAGGGCUGGGACUGGGGGUGGCUCCGCCUGGGGCGGGAUGGGUCUGUCCUCUGGCCAAGCAGGGAUGCAGUGGCAGGUGGGACGCUGCGGGGACAGCCACACCACGUGUGAUUAGGACUUGGUGCUGGGGCUGGAGGCAAUCCCCCC
Molecule: messenger RNA, 1486 nt
Organism: Harpia harpyja (harpy eagle)
Lineage: Eukaryota; Metazoa; Chordata; Aves; Accipitriformes; Accipitridae
Gene: KAZALD1
Product: Kazal type serine peptidase inhibitor domain 1
Exons: 5
Coding region: 231-1127 (298 amino acids)
Biological process (GO): regulation of cell growth; regulation of signal transduction
Cellular component (GO): extracellular region
Molecular function (GO): insulin-like growth factor binding
Source: RefSeq, a predicted model, not a curated record